This is a messenger RNA of Mixia osmundae IAM 14324, 2025 nucleotides long. RefSeq lists its product as uncharacterized. Gene Ontology annotation, molecular function: RNA binding. Bases 1 to 2025 code for a protein of 674 amino acids. The record is from RefSeq and is a predicted model, not a curated record. Gene Ontology annotation, cellular component: nucleus. The transcript is spliced from 5 exons. Lineage: Eukaryota; Fungi; Basidiomycota; Mixiomycetes; Mixiales; Mixiaceae. Gene Ontology annotation, biological process: tRNA N2-guanine methylation.
AUGGGCAGGAACAAGUCGGCAACGACAGGCAAGGUGGCCAUCAUCCAAAGAGAGGGACUACUCCAGCCCGGCAGCCGGGCUUGUCCUCCAAAUUACAUUCUCCAUGGUGAAGGCUCCACUGUCAUUUUGCUGCCUCGUGCCGCCCCAGCAAGCGUGAUACCCUCGGGAGAAGCAGUAGCAUCGACUAGCAAGAUCAACAGUCGAGUCAAGUGCGAGGAGGAACAGGAAGUCUUCAUCAAUCCCAUUCAGGAGUACAACAGAGACCUUUCGGUGGCUUGCAUCGAUACCUGGAGCCGCAUUCGUGCAGCAGAGCGCCAUGAGAAGGCAUCCUCACGACGCGCUUAUAAGCGCCAACGUAAUGGCGCUAAUGCGGACGACAACGCCCAAGGAAAGCGCCGCAAGCUUGACAAUGACGCGACCGAGAUAGCCGCUGGCGAGUCACGUCAGACUGACAUUGAGGAGGCCGCAGCAGACGAACCUGACGGCGUGGGAGCUGAGGAUGCUCCAGCGUCCGCUCAGCCUAACCCGAAUUCGUACAAGUUUACCGCCUUUGAAGCUCUCGCUGCUUCUGGCCUCCGCUCAAUACGCUAUGCACGCGAGCUGCCUCUCCUCAAAUGGGUACAAGCGAACGAUCUGAGCCCCAAAGCAGUCAAGCUCAUCCAGAUGAACGCCGACUUUAACGAGCUAAGCGAUCCGGACGAUGCGGAAAAGCGGUGGCCCAUCAAAACGCAGCCGACCGCGGAAACCAUUGCAGCCGAGAUCCCGGAAGCAUCAGCGUCGUCUGUCAAGUCACAGGCAAAAGUCAGAGUGUCACAGGGCGACUGCUGUACGAUCAUGUACGCCGAACGGCAGACGAGAAACUAUAACGUCAUCGACCUGGAUCCAUAUGGCAGCGCAGCGCCUUUCAUCGAUGCCGCAGUACAGGCAGUUGCUGAUCAUGGCCUGCUCUGCAUCACUUGUACUGACCUCGCUGUUCUCGCUGGCUGUGGGUAUCCCGAGAAGACUUUCUCGCUAUACGGAGGUUCUCCGACCCGAGCCGAAUACUCGCAUGAAGUUGCGCUGCGACUUGUGCUUCACGCAAUCUCAUCAUCGGCUGCCCGCUACGGGCGUCACAUAGAACCUGUGCUCUCGCUGUCCAUUGACUACUAUCUGCGCGUCUUCGUACGCGUUGCGAGCGGACCUAUCAAAGUCAAGCAGUUGGCGAGCACGACAGCGCUUGUUUAUGUCUGCAAUUAUUGCCAGUCGCCAAACUUUCAACCGAUGGGACGGAUUCAUAGCAGGCCUACCAGAAAAGAAGGCAGCGCACCUCAGCUGUCAUUUGGCACGGCAACGGGUCCUCCUACAAAUUCGACGUGCGAUCAGUGCAAGCAGACCUAUCAUGUCGCCGGUCCAAUGUGGAUGGGCAGGCUUCACGACAAGAGCUUCGUCACUGCUGUCAUAGAUCACGUUGAGCAAUCUGGCGACCAUUACGCCACAAAGGCGCGAAUGCUCGGCAUGCUGAAAGUGGCACAAGCCGAAUUGGACGCGCCGUUCUACUUCUCGCCGAGCAAGCUGGCAAGCAUGUAUCACUGCAGCGCGCCACCUCUCAAUUCCGUCGUCAAUGCUGUCUUGAACGCAGGCUACUCGGCAUCUCGCAGUCACUGCGCGUCUGGAUCGCUCAAGACAGACGCACCGCGAAGUUUCUUACUCGCCAUCAUUCGCAAAUGGAUCGAGACUCAUCCUGUCAAGCUCAGCAACAUCAAGGAAGGCAAUCCGGCGCGCAUCCUCCUGGCAGGCUGCAAGACCGUCGAAGAAGUGGCCGCGCGGGCCGCAAGCGAUUCACUGCCACUUGAAGCAGACAACGCCGGUCCCUCUAAUAGCAACGGGCGCGACGCGGCUUUGCCAGCUGCUAGCGCGCCUUCAGUAGAUGUCAAUUUCGACAAGAACCCGCAGACACACACUGUCUUGAUGAGUCAGCUUGGCCUCGCAAUGUAUCCCACUAAUCCUCUGGACAACUGGGGACCUCAAAAAGCGUCAAGCACCUAA